UUUUACUUCUUUUUUUAAUCUUCUUUCUACCAGCCAUCCAUAAACACCAUACUUACCUAUUCAUUUCACAUUUGCUUUCCCUUUACUGUUUCUUCUCUCUCUCUGUCUCCGCUUUCCUUCAUUGCAAACCAAGCUUCCUUUCCAGCUUGUUCUGGUCCUGCUCUCAGACACAACACAACACAAUACCCACCAACCAUUUUUACCGCAUUUACUCUUCCUCUUCUCUAAAAUUACAUCUGGAUUUUGCUGUAGGGUAUGUGUGUUGCUCAUCCUCAGGUAUUCUUUGCACAUUGAGUUGUCGGUUCAAAAUGAGGUGUGAAACCUGUUGCUUCUUUGGGUAGAGGAUUCAGGAGUCUAGCUACCUUGGAUCACCACAAAGGUAAAUGCUUUGUCUUUCUCUACCACUUUUUGGAUAAUAUGCAUUUCACUUUCUCUUUUGUUUGCUUGGAUCAUAAGUGAUGCUUUCCUGGUUUCCUUUUCUUUUCAUUAGAAAUUAUGGCGCUUAUCAACAUUCAUCAGGUUAUUUUACUUUCCCGAUAAACUGUGAAUUCAUUCAUCAUGCCUUUUCUAUUGUGUUGGUUUUGAAACUGCUGAUUAUGUAUGCUGCUUCUUGUAUUAAUUGGAUUCUGUUUUAUUGUAUGCCAUUGCCAUUUGCCAAUAAAGCCUGAUAUGGGAGCCUUUGAUCUUCAAAUUUAGCUUACAGGAAACUUUGUAGUCUGAGAUUAUCUUAAAUCAUGAUUAAGAUGCAAUUAGUGAUUUGUUGAAAUCUGGCUUUGGUUAUUGUUUAUGGCAUUGUUGCAAGAACUGAAAUGUUGGCUGUAAAUUAGAAUGUUCAGAUGUGUGUUUCGAAGUCUUGAGUAAGGGGAGUACUUAACUUGAAUCCUGUACUUGGGUGGAAAUGUCUUGGCUCUACCAGCUGAAGAACUUGUGGGGAUGAUAUUGAUUGACUUGUUGCAACCAAUUAUGUCAUCCAACAGUUCUUUGAAUAUGGAAUUGUCAAAGAAGACAUCAUUUUUGGGUUUGAAACGAUGGGUUUUGAUUGGGAUAGGUGUCGGUGCAUUUAUUGUGCUAAUUCUGUGUAUAUUAUCGAUAUGGGCGAUGUUUCGGAGAAAGUGUAGGAGAUCUCUGGACAAGUAUUCUGUAUCCCAAAUACCAAAUGUCUCAAAAGAUAUAGAUGUUGACAAGGUUGGGGUGCAGAGUUCUCAUGUUCAACCAGAAAAUGUGGUUAUUCCUGUUCAUGACAAGGCAAGUGAUAAGAAUUCAGAUAAUGUAUCAGUUCAUUUAGGGAAGAGCAAAUCUGGUGAUCCUGAUAAUAUCAGUCAGUGCAGCUCAAUUUAUCAUCAUGAGAGAGGAUUUAGUUCAAUGUCGGCCGAAGAAGGAAGCUCUGGGAAUGUUAAGAAGCAAUCUACAUUGUCACAUGGAGGGCUGGCCACUGCCUCUCCUUUAGUUGGCUUACCAGAAUUUUCUCAUCUUGGGUGGGGCCACUGGUUUACACUUAGAGAUCUGGAAAUGGCAACCAAUCGUUUCUCAAGCGAAAACAUCAUUGGUGAAGGUGGAUAUGGCAUUGUUUACAGGGGCAGACUGAUUAAUGGGACUGAGGUGGCAGUGAAGAAGCUUCUUAACAACUUGGGACAAGCUGAGAAAGAAUUCAGGGUUGAAGUGGAGGCUAUCGGCCAUGUUAGACAUAAGCAUCUUGUACGCCUUCUUGGAUAUUGUGUAGAAGGAGUUCAUAGGCUGCUUGUGUAUGAAUAUGUGAACAAUGGUAACUUAGAACAAUGGUUACAUGGAAACAUGCACCAAUAUGGGACGCUUACCUGGGAGGCCCGCAUGAAAGUUAUACUUGGCACUGCCAAAGCGCUUGCUUAUUUACAUGAAGCAAUAGAACCAAAAGUUAUUCACCGGGAUAUAAAGUCUAGCAACAUAUUGAUUGACGAUGAAUUCAAUGCAAAGGUUUCUGAUUUUGGUCUGGCCAAACUUUUGGAUUCAGGCGAAAGUCACAUAACCACUAGAGUAAUGGGAACGUUUGGUUACGUGGCACCAGAAUAUGCUAACAGUGGUUUGUUAAAUGAGAAGAGUGACAUUUACAGCUUUGGUGUCCUCUUACUGGAAGCAGUUACUGGAAGGGAUCCUGUAGACUAUGCGCGCCCUGCUAAUGAGGUUAAUCUAGUUGAAUGGCUCAAAACAAUGGUGGGGACAAGGAGGGCCGAAGAAGUAGUGGACUCAAGCCUUGAAGUUAAACCACCGCUGCGUGCUUUGAAGCGCACUCUUUUGGUUGCACUCAGGUGUAUUGAUCCUGACGCUGACAAGAGGCCUAAAAUGAGUCAAGUUGUGAGGAUGCUUGAAGCUGACGAAUAUCCAUUUCGAGAGGAUAGAAGGAAAAGAAAGAGUGGCACUGCCAGCAUGGAAAUUGAAACCGUGAAGGAUAUUUCUGGUCCAUCUGAUGCUGAAAAGAUGGUAAUUUCUGAAAGCCACGUUGAAGAAGGAUAGAAUUGACAACCCCAUGACUUAGCCUGACAAUUCCCGCUGUACACGUUAUUAUAGUAACUUAUCUAUACCAUAUUCAUAUAUCUCCAACUUUGUGACCUUCAGAAAAUUUUGUUGCAUCUGAGGAUAGAAUCAGAUCAGAGUGAGCCCGUUUGGAUAAUGAUGGUUUUGUUUUGUUCUGUUUUUGUUUUUAAUUGAAUGGUUGCCAUUGAAGAUAUGAUACACUAGCUAGAGCUAGCCUUGCAAAGGGGAUUAGAAUCAGUAUGGGUGCUGUACAGAUGUCUGUGGGGUCUAUCUUACAUGAUUGUUGAUUUUCUUUCUUUACUUCCUUGACUAUUUAUCCUAACAUGCUGCUGGAGAGUGGCGAUAGUAAUUAAAAACGAAUGUUUGGCUAA
Molecule: messenger RNA, 2879 nt
Organism: Glycine soja
Lineage: Eukaryota; Viridiplantae; Streptophyta; Magnoliopsida; Fabales; Fabaceae
Product: probable receptor-like protein kinase At2g42960
Exons: 8
Coding region: 934-2487 (517 amino acids)
Biological process (GO): protein phosphorylation
Molecular function (GO): protein kinase activity; ATP binding
Source: RefSeq, a predicted model, not a curated record